CGACCAAUCGCGUAACGUUGGCGGGGGUUGAGCCAUAAAUGUCGCGUGGCGAGCCACGGAAACUCGCCGACAGGUCGGCGCCACCGUACCGACGCUCGGUAUACUAGUCUACAUUUUUGGCGGCAGCCGCCCAGUCUAAGGUCCAAUCCCCGAACCGAACGGUCGUCCGAAAUACUUAGCUUGCCGGGAGAAAGAAAAGAAAACGAGAACAAGUUGACUUUGUUCGAGGAUUUUAAACGAUCGCGCGACGACUUAUUUCGUUGGUUCGAGAGAGAAAGAGACAAAGAUCUGGACGUUAAGGGUGGGAAAGAGAUAGAUAAAUCCGAACGAGUGUGGUUAGCAGUUCAGUAGAGCGGCAAAAUGGACGCGCGCUUUAGAAGCAAUCUCGACAUGAUCGGGCGCAACGAGCCCAUCACAAGGAAGGCCAAAUUCUGGCAGAGUUAUGUUCGAGCCUUAAAAGGCACCGACGAUAUGAGAGCCCCUGAACACACGCACAGACCUCGCAGCAUUUUCCGCUCAGAUUAUCCUGAGCUAUCCACCUCGUGGCCAUUUGGAAAGUCUAUCUUUGAAACCCCCAUCCAUGCGGCUGAUCGCAUCAACGUUCCUGGAUACAGGUACCUGCCCGUCCACCGUGAGAUCUACGGUUACACACCGAGGCAGAUCUACCCGCAUCAAUACAAACCUGUAGAACGCUUCAUCCCCGCGAAACCGUUCGACCCUGAGAAAGCUUGGGCCGAUCAUCUGAACCGCUUGGCAGACAUCGACAGGCUGUAUCCGAGCAAAUCGCCUUUGUUGGCUCGGCAUAUUAGCCCUCCUCUCAGUACGAAACGAUUGUUCGAUAUCCACGGUAACUUGGUGACCGAUUACGAUUACUUACCAUCCUUCCCCUCGUUGUUACGCAAGAAGCCUUUGUUCGAUCUUCUUGAGCCAUCACCAAUGGCACCGAUCAGUGCCUUCACCAGAGACCCAUGGUGGUACCCAAGCUUUGCUCCCUAUAUUCCCAACUAUGCUGCGAGAGUUACCCCGUUUUAUCUGAGGGACAGUUACCUCAGUCCUGUUAAACGUAGCUAUCUGUGGAGCCGACAUCCAAUCAGGCCUUUCGGAGACUUAUACUACUAUUAUUCGAAGCCAGUUCCACGAUUUCACUUUACCAGCCCGUGGUAUAAUAAACGUACCACACAUUAAGAAACAAACUCACGUCUACUGAUGACUGUGCCGCCCCGCAUGGAACGCGUGAUACGAAAAUAAACGAUGGAAAAAGCCAAAUAAAGUCUUGAAAAAAGUUAACAAAAAAAAAAAA
Molecule: messenger RNA, 1300 nt
Organism: Bombus pyrosoma
Lineage: Eukaryota; Metazoa; Arthropoda; Insecta; Hymenoptera; Apidae
Gene: Mf
Exons: 9
Coding region: 361-1185 (274 amino acids)
Source: RefSeq, a predicted model, not a curated record